ACCCUAACCCCCUUCUUCCCUCUCUUCUCCACAGCGUACUAACCUGUAACCACCAGGCUCCUCUGCACAACACUGUCUUCAAGUUCCGAAUUCGCAAGCUGCUGUCCUCUUUCCAUUAUCGCUUUAUUUUCUUUGUUGUCCUCAUCAACUUUUGGUAUUCUGUAGAAACUCAAUGCCCUGAGCAUUGUGAAUCUGAUGGGGCGUCACUCCUCCGAAUCUCCUCCGCCUAGGGCUCGCGGGAGAAGCCCAGCAUCCUCCUCGCGAAGAGACCGGGAAAGGGAAAGAGAAAGAGAACGAGAAAGAGACAGAGACAGAGAAAGAUCACCCUCUCGCCGGCAUAGGCAUUCCCAUUCCCACAAGCAUGAUGUUUCUCCGGUGAGGGACCGGAGCAUUUCUCCGCCGCCUUCAGAGAAGCGCCACCAUUCAAGUCGUGGGUCGGCGAGACCGGUCAGGGAGAGCUCUGAGUCUCCGGUAGCUCCUACUCGCUCUCGCUCUCCCUCGCCGCGAACAAAGCGAUUGAAGAAAGCUCAAGCUGGCCGUGACAGUGAGCAAAAUCAUGGGGGUGGCAGAGGAACUGAUAGGGAUAGAGACAGAGAUAGAGGAAGGGGUUCGGAUAGAGAUAUGGUGAUUGAACGAAAGGAGAAGAGGUCUUCUGGAAGGGAUGAAAUUGAUGAUAACCACAAUGACAGCGGCAGAAACAGGUCUUCAAGGUCCAGACAUGAGAGGCCUACUACUUCUCCUGAGCAUCAUCGCAAUGGCAGGAACAGGCACAGAUCUCCGUCUCCUCAGCAUCUGAUGGCUCGUGAUGAGAUGACAAAUUCAAGAGGAACUGAACACGGGGAUGAUGAGAAUGAUUCAGUAGCAAAGAUGAAGGCAGCUGAAGAGGCUUUGGAAGAGAAACAGAAGCAUAAACCUUCGUUUGAGCUGUCUGGAAAGCUUGCUGCAGAAACCAACAGAGUCAGAGGUGUUACAUUGUUAUUUAAUGAACCUCCAGAGGCUAGAAAACCUGAUAUAAAGUGGAGGCUUUAUGUGUUCAAGGGUGGUGAAGUGCUAAAUGAGCCCCUUUACAUACAUCGACAAAGUUGUUAUCUUUUUGGAAGGGAAAGAAGGGUUGCAGAUGUCCCAACAGAUCAUCCUUCCUGCAGCAAGCAACAUGCUGUUAUCCAAUUUAGGCAAGUCGAAAAGGAGCAACCUGAUGGUAUGAUGUUGAAACAAAUAAGGCCUUACUUAAUGGACCUCGGAAGCACCAACAAAACUUUCAUUAAUGAGAGCCCCAUUGAACCUCAACGUUAUUAUGAGCUACGUGAGAAGGACACAAUUAGAUUCGGCAACAGUAGCCGAGAGUAUGUGUUAUUACAUGAAAACUCUAUUGGGUGAUGAGCAGAGUCUUGGUCAAAUCUUGCCCUUUCUGCUCAUUGGAAGUGACAAACACUCCCAUCAGCAGGUUAUUUUGAUCAUGUUCAUCUUCUGUGUAUUUAAUUUCGCUUGAUAGAUGCCAUGUUGCUUGAAUUUUGGUAAUUUUUUCUGUAGAAUACAACACCAAGAUAUCAAAAAAAAAAAAUAUUGGCUGUAACACCUAGUGUAUGCGCUUAUGAAUGUUAAUGAGAUGCGAUUAGACUUUAUUUUAAUAAGACGAUGGCAUUGUUAAUUUCAAAA
Molecule: messenger RNA, 1656 nt
Organism: Neltuma alba
Lineage: Eukaryota; Viridiplantae; Streptophyta; Magnoliopsida; Fabales; Fabaceae
Product: FHA domain-containing protein DDL
Exons: 10
Coding region: 196-1377 (393 amino acids)
Molecular function (GO): protein binding
Source: RefSeq, a predicted model, not a curated record